Dipodomys ordii (Ord's kangaroo rat) is the source of this 3468-nucleotide messenger RNA. RefSeq names its product forkhead box P4 (gene Foxp4). The record is from RefSeq and is a predicted model, not a curated record. Gene Ontology annotation, molecular function: RNA polymerase II cis-regulatory region sequence-specific DNA binding; DNA-binding transcription repressor activity, RNA polymerase II-specific. Gene Ontology annotation, cellular component: nucleus. NCBI's taxonomy places the organism in Eukaryota, Metazoa, Chordata, Mammalia, Rodentia, Heteromyidae. Bases 16 to 2067 code for a protein of 683 amino acids. The transcript has 16 exons. Gene Ontology annotation, biological process: regulation of transcription by RNA polymerase II.
UCCCACUAGAACGACAUGAUGGUGGAAUCCGCCUCAGAGACAAUCAGGUCUGCUCCAUCUGGUCAGAACGGCGUGGGCGGCCUCUCUGGGCAGACGGAUGGCGGGGCUGGGGCAGCGGGCACAGCUGCAGGCAGCACCGGCAGGGAUGGCACAGGUAGGGACACCACAAGCAGCGCAGACAGCAAUGGAGAGAUGAGCCCCGCGGAGCUCCUGCACUUCCAGCAGCAACAGGCUCUCCAGGUGGCCCGCCAGUUCCUGCUACAGCAGGCCUCCAGUCUGAGCUCCCCCGGGAACAAUGACAGCAAACAGUCAGCCUCUGCCCUGCAGGUGCCCAUGUCAGUGGCCAUGAUGUCGCAGCAGAUGCUUACCCCCCAGCAGAUGCAGCAGAUCCUGUCACCCCCACAGCUGCAGGCCCUGCUCCAGCAGCAACAGGCCCUCAUGCUCCAGCAGCUGCAGGAAUAUUACAAGAAACAGCAAGAGCAGCUCCACCUACAGCUCCUCACCCAGCAGCAGGCAGGAAAACAACAGCCCAAAGAGGCGCUGGGGAACAAGCAGCUGGCCUUCCAGCAGCAGCUCCUCCAGAUACAACAGUUACAGCAGCAGCACUUGCUCAACCUGCAGAGACAGGGGCUGGUCAGCCUGCAGCCCAGCCAAGCGUCAGGGCCCCUCCAGACUCUCCCGCAAGCAGCCGUGUGCCCGACGGAUCUGCCCCAGCUGUGGAAGGGCGAGGGUGCCCCUGGACAGCCUGCUGAGGACAGCGUCAGGCAGGAGGGGCUGGACCUCGCCGGCACAGCUGCUACUGCUACCUCGUUUGCCAGCCCCCCCAAGGUCUCCCCACCCCUCUCCCACCACCCCCUGCCCAACGGACAACCUACUGUGCUCACAGCACGGAGAGACAGCUCCUCCCAUGAGGAGACCCCCGGCUCCCACCCCCUCUAUGGACAUGGAGAGUGCAAAUGGCCAGGCUGUGAGACCCUGUGCGAAGACCUGGGUCAGUUUAUCAAACACCUCAACACUGAGCAUGCGUUGGAUGACCGGAGCACUGCCCAGUGUCGUGUGCAGAUGCAGGUGGUCCAGCAGCUGGAGAUCCAGCUCGCCAAGGAGAGUGAGCGGCUACAGGCCAUGAUGGCGCACCUGCACAUGCGGCCCUCUGAGCCCAAGCCCUUCAGCCAGCCCCUGAACCCAGUCCCCGGCUCCUCCUCAUUCUCCAAGGUGACCGUCUCCGCAGACCCAUUCCCAGAUGGCCUGGUGCACCCCCCAACCUCGGCUGCUGCCCCUGUCACCCCCCUGCGGCCCCCUGGCCUGGGCUCUGCCUCCCUGCACAGCGGGGGCCCAGCGCGCAGGAGAAGCAGUGACAAGUUCUGCUCUCCCAUCUCCUCAGAGCUGGCCCAGAAUCAUGAGUUCUACAAGAACGCCGACGUCAGGCCCCCCUUCACCUACGCCUCCCUCAUCCGCCAGGCCAUUCUGGAAACUCCUGACAGGCAGCUGACCCUGAAUGAGAUCUAUAACUGGUUCACCAGGAUGUUCGCUUAUUUCCGCAGAAACACCGCCACCUGGAAGAAUGCCGUGCGCCACAACCUCAGCCUGCACAAGUGCUUCGUCCGUGUGGAGAACGUCAAGGGUGCUGUGUGGACUGUGGAUGAACGCGAGUAUCAGAAGCGGAGACCGCCAAAGAUGACCGGGAGCCCCACCCUGGUGAAGAACAUGAUCUCCGGUCUCAGUUAUGGAGCACUUAAUGCCAGCUACCAGGCCGCCCUGGCAGAGAGCAGCUUCCCGCUUCUCAGCAGCCCUGGCAUGCUGAACCCGGGCUCCGCCAGCAGCCUCCUGCCCCUCAGCCAGGACGAUGGGGGUGCCCCUGGGGAGCCACUGCCCAGCAAUGGCAGCAGCAGCCCUCCUCGCCUUUCCCCUCCCCAGUACAGCCACCAGGUGCAGGUGAAGGAGGAGCCCACAGAGGCGGGGGAGGAACGGCGACCUGGGCCCGCCUUGGUGCCCCCCACUCCUAGCAUCGUGGGACCCCCCGAAGACAGGGACCUGGAGGAAGAGCUGCCAGGAGAGGAGCUGUCCUAAGGGUCUGGAGGGGGUGGGCAGGGCAGGGGUGAGAUACCACGCGCCCCCCCCCUCCCCCAACUGCUCAGACCCUGGGUCCAUCUACCCCACUCCACAGCCCCUCCAACCUCAAGGCACUUCCAGGACUCAGGUGGCCGAGGCCUGAGCUAGCUCCCAAGACGACCUGACCGACAAACACUUGGGGACAUAGGACCCCUGGUCUGGGACCGGUAGAGGACAUGGAGGGUCUGGCCCUCUCCAACCCUCCCCCACACCUGAACACCGCUUCCCCCAACCACCAGCAGCAGCAGCAGCAGGGCCCUCCUCCCCACCAGCGCCCCCUACAGGCCCCUCAGUGCCAUGGACACCCGCAGGCGGGGCUGAGCCCCCUCACUCCCCGCCCCUGGCCUGGCUCUGGCAAUGGUUUCUGUCCGGAGGGGGCCCCCCUCCUCUGUGCCCACCCCCUCCCCCUGUCUUUUCUGUACUGUGAAGAUUUGCUCUGUAACCCUAAUUAGCCCUGACCCUGGGUAGGGUGUGGACCUUCAGACCAGCCCCUGGGCCCCUCUGUUCUGAGACUGGACUGAGGCUGGCCCCCAUGCCCGUACUGGUUGCUGGGUGCUGUGGCAGGUGGAGUCGGGUCACCCCUGCAGCCUGAGCGCCAUCUGAUAGACUCUAGAAACAUCCACCGUGGCACAGGGGAAGCCAGGCUGAAAUCCAGCCUCGCCCCAGGACUGGCUGGAGAUGCCCCCCCACUGCAGUCCUUACACCACCCCCCUCCCCAGCCCCCUUACCCCAUCCCCUAGUUAAAAUGGAUGACCAAAGACCUUUCUUAUGCCGGAAGCAAAAACCAAAACUUUUUGUUGGCUUUUUCCUUUGUCGCCUACUGAAUACCUACUGCCCCUCCCUGGCCCAGCCCCUCCACUUAACUUAUUGUUUUUAAACCAAAGUUUACAGUGUCUGUUGGUGGCAAGACCCUCUCCCUCCGCCCCUCCUCAAUCCCACCCGAGGACCCUGGGACUCAUUAGAGGCUGGGGGCUCUGCUCCCCUUCCUCCCCUCUGCCCUUGCCCCGCCUGGGGAAAGGAGGGAGGAGACAGAGCUCUGGCUCCCGACUCUGGGCUGCUUCCUGGGGGCUCCCGGACCCCUCUCUUUUUAGGACCAAGUCCCCCAUCCCACUGGGAGCGUGGAUUCUAGCAAAAGAGCUGGAAAUGUGGGACUUUCCACCAACCCCCUAUGGGGGACCCCGAACCAAAACCAAGGACGAGGUGUGCGGGGGAUACACUGAGCACCCUGCCUGGCCCUUGGCUGAGAAGACUCCUUGGAUCUCUCCCAAGCAAACCCCAUACCCCUGCACAGACCCUCCCCCCGUGAGGCAAGAGCCUCCCCCCAUGUACCCCACCUGUGCUCCAUUCGACCUGCACAGA